AUGGAUAAGAAAUGGGCAGAGGUUUUGGAAAAUCUACCGGUAAGAAGUAAAAAUGUCAACAACGUAUUUUACAAAUUUUGCUUGUGUGAGGGUAUACAUAAAUCUUAUGAAAAUCAGCCAUUGUUACAAAAAAAUGUUUAGUCAAAGCUCUCGAAUUUUUUGCCGGACUGGGCUGCUCGGUUUUUUGUGCUUAUAUUAAGUAUCAGUCUUUCAACUACGUCAUGUAUACAGUGUCGGACAUGAUCCAGUGGAAAAAAUGUACCAUUUUGUAUCUCGGAAGUGUCAAAAAUGUGGCAAAAUUCUUCCCUCUCCAAGUGAAAAAACUCCGAUUUCAAAGGAAGCAUUUUGCCACAUGUUUGAUGCUUCCCGGAUGCAAAAUGGCACGUUUUUUGCCACUGUAGCUACAAGCGUGAAAAAAGCUUUAUAAUACACUGCACGAAAGAGAAAAAAUCGUCCUACUUUAUGAAAAUACUAAUGCAUUUUCGGUUUUCUACAAAUUUUAAAAGACGAUUUUGGCUAUCAGCGGUGGACAUAGAAAAAAAUCGAUUAUGAGUUUUUUGCAUAAAAAUUACCGUCGACAUGUUGACGCAGCGACCCAAAAAUCGUCUUUUAAGUCACAGCUUAAAAGGAUGACAAAAUCUCCCCUAAUAUACCUCAAUGAUGUGCUCUAUCGUACAUACCAAACAUUUUCAGAGCUUCGGAGCGUAUGGAAAAGCAAAGCUAAUCUACGACAAAUGCAUGGACGAUCAGCUUUCUCCAUAUUCAACCUACGACACCGGCUUCCCUUCUCGAUAUUUUAAAUUCAAGCAAGUUGUUGGAGUUGCAUUCCCAUUGCUGACCAACUCCUCUGAAAGCCUUUAUAAGCCAUUGCCAGAAAGGAUGGCGGAAAUUUUGCUAUUCCUAAUGCCGGAGGACAUCAAUAUUUUUACGGAGGCUACUGUCAGAACGACUCAUUACAACACGAGUGACUACAGUUUUGUCCUAGAAUUUGCUGAGCCGUACCUGCUGCUGGACGAUUACUAUCAUCGAAGAGAAGAUGGUGAAAAGAGAAAUGAGACUAAGACGGAACUUGUGAAGAUCAUUGCAAGAGCUGCUGAGCUUUUGAAUAUCACAAUUGACACUUCGGUAGUAGAGGAUGGAGUUGAAAGUGUGCUGGAGUUUGAGAAAAGACUUGUGUGACAAGUCAUCGGUAAUUCUAGGAAGGAAAUUCGACCGGAUAAGUAAGUUCAACAUUUUGAUUACUAUACUAGUAUAUUUGCAAAUUCUCUGGAGUAAUUUUUGUCGUGUGCAAGAAAGGUCAGGUCUCAAGCGAAAGUCCAAAAAGCCCAGUAUAUGGCAAUGUGGAAAGUGAACCUUUGUUUUCGCACACUGCAUGUCGCCAAAUCACCUCAGCGACUUUGUGAACGGUCUAGUAGCUAAUAGGAAGAUGGUCACCGGAUUGAGAUUUCGUAUACCUCAAAUAAAAAUUCAGUUAAACCGCUGUGCCACGAGCUGUUGUUGCGGCAAAACAUGUCUAUCAAGACUAGCUUCAAAGCCCCUAUAUUUUUUGGUUCCAUGCGAUUUGUUGUGCACGAACUUUUCUGUAGCCAACUGCACAUAAGACAUUAUUGUUUAAGGCCUAGUAUUUAGAAAAUGUGUAAAAAAAACGUCGCAUAAUUUUCGUCUUACGUACGAUUCAACCUCUGCAGAAGUAAUCGCUGGAAACUCUGCCUUUCUUAAGUUCGGAUGUUGUCGUUUCUUUACUGCCAAAAUGCCGCCAAAUUUCUUACAAGAUUUCAUUUCUGGCAAUGUUCUGGCCAGACUUCAAACAGUAAUAUUUACAAGGCUUUUUUUUGCAGAAAAUUCAUCCUUCUCACUCCAGAACAAGCUACAGCUGCCAUUGGCCUUCUAAACUACACGCAUUUUGUCUCACUGUAUUCGAAAGACGCCUCCGUCGAGAUAAAAGAACGUCUACAACAUGGCAUUAGUAUUGUAAAAUUGGAACAGGCCACCAGACUGGCAAAGUAUCUUCGUUCAGACAAUGUGACCGCCACAGAAGUCUACAACUACAUUUAUAUCAAGUUUAUUUACUUGUACAAUGAUCGACUGAAAAAGGGUGAAAAUUCAAAUGUUACACUAGAGUUUGCGCAGUGUAAUUGCACCGACGUUAUAUUCAAAAACUUCUUACCGCUGACUGCUCGAUUGUAUUAUGAUAAUAUUCAAAAAGAUGUGGAAAAGAAGUUGAAGCAAGAAGAAUACAUGCUAAAAAUGAUCGAAACUAUGAGGGAAGCUUUGAAGGUGAGUGUUCUAGAGCCCCUGUGCAACAAAACCAAAGUUGUCAUUAUUGUGCCAAAAUGAGUUUUUUCUUACAUCUUUUUAUGUAAGAAAACUCUUCAACAAAAAUUUUGGUCUCUUGCAAUUUGUUGUAUCAUGCCCACCGGGAAAGUAGUGAGCACAAUGUCGCUGUGCCGAUCGCGUUGCUGGCGUGAAAAGCAACAGCGAAGCGAUUCUCGAUGCGACAGAGUUCUUAUUAUUUUGCCGACAGACUAAUACCAAAAUUCGUUGAUGUACAGGGUGUCCAGAGAAAUUCCGCGGAAAGUGUUUGCCGAUUUCUCGGCGCUUAGGCAAGAUAUCCAAAAAAUUCUUUUUGCAUUAGAAAGAAGAAUAUGGGCGGUUCUUUGCCUAAAAAAGUUUUUUUGUCCGCCGACGCGGAACAUACUGUAUUCGGCGGAGACUUUUGAUCGCUUUUUUGGUCAUCACACCAAUCUUAAGCGCUUUACUAUGAUCCUGAAACUAUCGGGAAGCCUUCAGUUUUUUCCGCAGAGGAUCAGGGAACCGACGACAACGCUAUGCAAUCGCAUUUAGCGACUGCACCGCACUGUGUAGUUGCGUCAACAGCGAUAAAGUCCGACCGCACCGUGCGGAGGUUUUAAACAGCGGGGCAACGAGAAGUUCAAACAAAAAAUAUUUUGUUGUUUUCUGGUACACCAAGUCGUUUACUGAUGGCUAAGCUGCUGCCAAGGCUUGGCGACGAAAUUUUGGAGAGCAUAUGGGAUCAGCAAAGAAUUCUAGCCACAUAAUGUUUGGAACAUCUCCUAUCCGAAGCUGAGUUGUGGCCUCCGCCGAUACGGAAAGCUCUCCAUUCCAUUGCCGAACUUUUGGUAAACAUAAAAAUAAGAUAAAAUUCUCUUCUUAAGCAUCAGAAAUUGUACUGAAGCUUUUACGAUUGGUGUGAUGACCAAAAAAGCGAUCAAAGGUCUCCGCCGAAGACAGUAUGUUCCGUGUCGGCGGAGAAAAAAUCUUUUUUAGAAAAAAAACCGCCCAUAUUCUUCUUUCUAAUGCAAAAAGAAUUUUUUGGAUAUCUUACCUAAGCGCCGAGAAAUCGGCAAACACUUUCCGCGGAAUUUCUCUGGACACCCUGUACAGUGACGGACCUGAUCCAGUGGCAAAAAAAGUGCCAUUUUGCACACAGGAAGUAUUUAAAAUGUGGCAAAAUGCUUCCCUCUCCAAGUGAAAAAACUUUGUUUUGAAGGGUUUCUCACAAAGAAGAGCGGGCGCGCUUUUGAAAUCGGAGUUUUUUUUCACUUGAAGAGGGAAGCAUUCUGCCACAUUUUUCGAUGCUUCCCGGAUGCAAAAUUGUAGGUUUUUUGUCCUCUUUUUGUGAACGACCUUCAAAACGAAGUUUUUUUUGUUGAAGAGGAAGGCAUCUUGCUACAUUUUUUGAUACUUCCCGGAUGCAAAAUGGAACGUUUUUUGCCACUGGAUCAGGUCCGUCACUAGUAUACUUUUUAAAUUUCAAAUUUCAGGCCCAGAUAUCCCAAUUACCCCUUUCGUCAAUAGCCAAAAACAAGAUGAUUGCCAAAGCAGCGGCAAUACGGUUUGAUACGACGAUUGCAAAUCAUCUGCUAAGUCACACUCAACUUGAUGAUUACUAUAAGACCUUUAUCCCAAGUGUCAAUGACUCCUACCUCGACAACGUAGAGGCCCUACAUUUGUUCGAAAUGAAGCGACAACGAAGUCUUUUACUACAAAAAGGUCGUAAAAUAUUGCCAGAAUUAGAGGGGGAUGAGAUUGGUGGCUCCCCAUUCUACGACUUCAAUUACAAUCUAAUCAAUCCUAGUGAAAUUGUCUAUGAUUCCGACCUUUUCUCACCUCAAUAUCCCGACUCUAUCAAUUACGGAGGCAUGGGGGCAGUGAUUGGCCAUGAAAUGUUUCAUGCGUUUGAUACCGGAAACUUGGGAUACAAUGCAAACGGAGAUAUCGGGUAUUGGCUGGAUAAAAAGACAGAGGAAUAUGUGAGGAAGAUGAGAGUGUGCGUCGUUGAGCAAUACCGUUCAAUUAUAGAAAAAGAAAGCUUUGGAAGCAAAGCGGAGUUUUCCUUGGACGAAAAUAUCCCGGAUAUUGCGGGUGAGUUGCGUAAAGCCAAAAAUUUUUUUGGGAAACGAAGAAGAUAUAUUGACGAAGUAGACGUUUGACCUACCGGUCUCAAUUUUAAUUUAUUCACACUAAUCACAUGUAAAAUCAUGGAGUGUAUCAGGGAGUCCAGUGUUUGGUCAGUAUAAGGUCUCUCCAUCUCAGGCCAUGGUGCUUUCGAAAAUCGUUGGUCCAUCUGAGUCUGGGGCGUCCAAGUGGUCGUUUGUAGGGCGGCGUCCAUUCCAUCAGUCGUACCUACCGGUCUAUCGGGAAAAUAAUGUGGAUUCUUGCAGCAAAACGUCAAGCCCGGCCGCAGUCGAGUACCAAAUGUCCAGCCGCGGCUAAUUUUCCAAGGCAAUGAUGGAGUGAAAAACCCACAGUAUUUUCCCGACAAAAUGAAAAGCCUUUGAAAAAUCGUUUAAAAAUUCAAUUAAGGUUCUAUCAGCGUGUCGGGAAAAUAAUGAGCACAAUGUCACUGUGCCGAUCGCGUCGCUGAAUUGGGUGGUAUAGCAUGUCAGCCGAUGGUCCAGUCCAAGAAAAAGGAAAAGGGUAUAGUAGUGAGAAUGUGGUGCUCCCGCAUUCUCUUGGCCCGACCUUUAUCAACCCGACGCAAUCUCCAUCCCGCGAGCGACCUGAAGAGAGGCCGCCGAGGCCCGUGAUCGAGCCGAGAAAGUCACGUGGCUCCCUCCUGCGCCCCAAAUGGCGUGCUUGCGCGUGGGCCGCAAGCACUUAACGCUGCAGAAAAUGUCAGGCCCCUUUUCGUAACUCCGAUGAUGAAAGUCGGCCACUUAGUGAUGAAAGUCGGCCACUUAGGCUGAUUGAUCCGUGGGCGAUGAACUUUCUCGAAGCCCGAUCAAGCCCCUAUAUAAACCCUCCCGAAUUCUUCACUGGAUCGAUCCUCCGAGGUUUUCCGACCUGGAGUCAGCCUUCUCAGGCUUUUGUGGGUGUUCAGUUGUUUAGACGUCUAUUUCCGUGUACGCGCUAUUUUAUUCUUGUAUAAAUAAAUAUUAUACUUAUCCCUGCGGGUUGAUACUUUGUAUAAUCGUUUGUUUGUACUUGAAUAUAUCUUCGGUACUUUACUAGGUACCAAGAUCCACCAGGUUUUGACUUGUCGAAAUUACUAUUGAAAAGAAACUUGAUUUUGCCGCAACACAGCUCAUUUUCUCCGUAGCGAUUGACUUUUGAUGCGACGUUGAGCUGAUUAUUUUCAUGGCAGACUGGUAAAGAUGGAAGACGUGAGAAGUUUAUUUGUAAUAGCUUAGGAAUCAGUUCAAAGUAAAAAAAACUCCAGCUUUAUUUACCAUGAACCGAGUCUUCUUUCUAGGUCUCCAUCUUGCCUACAAUGCUUUCAAAUCCUUGCCUAAAACUGAAGAAGGUCCACAAAACCCUAACGAUGAUCAACUCUUCUUCAUCGCUUUUGCAAGAUCUUUUUGUCAAUCAAAACGCGCCGAACCCGAUGAUCCUGAACAUCUACCGGACAAGUUGCCUGCUCAGGGUUCGCUGAUGAGCUUAGAGCCAUUUCAGAAAGCAUUUGGAUGCAAGGAAACAGGCCCUUAUGUACCAACAAAACGUUGCAAUGUUUAUUUCUGA
Molecule: messenger RNA, 5982 nt
Organism: Bursaphelenchus xylophilus (pine wood nematode)
Lineage: Eukaryota; Metazoa; Nematoda; Chromadorea; Rhabditida; Aphelenchoididae
Source: the annotation of a GenBank genome assembly